AUGACUCAGACCCAAGAGGCAGGAGAGGGCCUGCAGCAAGCCCCAGGCAACCCUUCCCUACAGCAGCCUGCACCACCUCAGCAGCCUGCACCCCCUGCAGCAGCCUGCACCCCAUACAGCAGCCUGUAUCUCCUGCAGCAGCCUGCACCCCCUGAGCAGCCUGCACCUCCUACAGAAGCCUGUACCUCCUGCAGCAGCCUGCACCCCCUGCAGCAGCCUAUACCUCCUGCAGCAGCCUGCACCCCCUGCAGCAGCCUGCACCCCGUACAGCAGCCUGCACCCCCUGCAGCAGCCUGCACCUCCUGCAGCUCAGCAACAGCUCUGUGCCAGCCUCUCACCCCCUGCUCAGGUCCUGAGCCCUGGGGCAUUAUGGAAUCGGCACUGAAGGUUCUGGGGACAGAUGGCCUCUUUCUCUUUUCCUCGCUGGACACGAACCAGGAUAUGUACAUCAGCCCAGAGGAGUUCAAACCCAUUGCAGAGAAACUGACAGGGUCAGUUCCUGUGGCCAGCUAUGAGGAGGAGGAGCUGCACCGUGAUCCCAGCGAGGAGACUCUCGCCAUAGAAGCCCGAUUCCAGCCUCUGCUCACAGAGACCAUGACGAAGAGCAAAGAUGGCUUCCUAGGGGUCUCCCGCCUUGCUCUGUCUGGCCUCCGCAACUGGACGACUGCAGCCUCACCAACCGCAGUAUUUGCUGCCCGCCACUUCCGGCCCUUUCUGCCCCCUCCGGGUCAGGAGCUGGGCCAGCCCUGGUGGAUUAUCCCUGGCGAGCUGAGUGUCUUCACCGGCUAUUUGUCCAACAACCGCUUUUACCCACCGCCGCCCAAGGACAAGGAGGUCAUUAUCCAUCGGCUGUUGAGCAUGUUUCACCCACGCCCCUUCGUGAAGACCCGCUUUGCCCCUCAGGGCACCGUGGCCUGCCUAACUGCCAUCAGCGACUCCUACUACACGGUGAUGUUCCGGAUCCAUGCUGAGUUCCAGCUUAGUGAGCCUCCUGAUUUCCCCUUCUGGUUCUCGCCGGGCCAGUUCACCGGCCAUAUCAUCCUGUCCAAAGAUGCAACACACAUCCGUGACUUCCGGCUGUUCGUGCCCAAUCACAGGUCCCUGAAUGUUGACAUGGAGUGGCUGUAUGGGGCCAGUGAGACCAGCAACAUGGAGGUGGACAUCGGCUACAUACCCCAGAUGGAGCUGGAGGCCACGGGCCCCUCGGUGCCCUCUGUGAUCCUGGAUGAGGAUGGCAAGAUGAUUGACAGCCGCCUGCCCUCGGGAGAACCCCUCCAGUUCGUGUUCGAGGAAAUCAAGUGGCACCAGGAGCUGAGCUGGGAGGAAGCUGCCCGGCGCCUAGAGGUGGCCAUGUACCCUUUCAAGAAGGUCAACUACCUGCCAUUCACAGAGGCCUUUGACAGGGCCAAGGCUGAGAACAAACUUGUGCAUUCCAUCUUGCUGUGGGGAGCCCUGGACGACCAGUCCUGCUGAGGUUCGGGGCGGACUCUCCGGGAGACUGUCCUGGAAAGCCCGCCCAUCCUCACGCUCCUCAACGAGAGCUUCAUCAGUACCUGGUCCCUGGUAAAGGAACUGGAAGACCUGCAGGUCCAGCAGGAGAACGCACUCCACAGUCAGCUGGCGGGCUUGCACCUGGAGAAGUAUAGCUUCCCUGUGGAAAUGAUGAUCUGCCUGCCCAACGGCACUGUGGUCCACCACAUCAAUGCCAACUACUUCCUGGACAUCACCUCCAUGAAGCCGGAAGACAUGGAAAACAACGUCUUCAGCUUCUCCUCCACCUUUGAGGACCCAUCCACAGCCACCUACAUGCAGUUCCUAAGGGAGGGACUCCGGCGUGGCCUGCCCCUCCUCCAGCCCUAGGGAGCCUAGAGUCCUAGAGAAACUGGACCUGGUGAGAACCUGGCGGACAGAUUCCACACACCCUGGAGCCACAAUGCCCUCCAUCCACUUCACACUGGAAAUGGCCUCCGUCACUCCCAGGCUGCCUAGCGAGGUCAAAGGCCAACUGAGGCUGCUCCCUUCACUCAGCCCGAAUGAAGGUGGAUAGGCAAAGGGCCUGGCUGAGUGUGUAAAUGAGCCAAAGGCCUGCUAACACUACCAGUUCUUCUGUUCUCAUCGGGAUCCCAAAGCUUCA
Microtus ochrogaster (prairie vole) is the source of this 2134-nucleotide messenger RNA. It is a transcript of the gene Selenon, whose product is annotated as selenoprotein N. The record is from RefSeq and is a predicted model, not a curated record. The transcript has 12 exons. Gene Ontology annotation, biological process: calcium ion homeostasis; skeletal muscle fiber development. Gene Ontology annotation, cellular component: endoplasmic reticulum membrane. NCBI's taxonomy places the organism in Eukaryota, Metazoa, Chordata, Mammalia, Rodentia, Cricetidae. Gene Ontology annotation, molecular function: calcium ion binding.